AUGCCGCUAACUAAGCGUGCGAUCUCACCAGUUAACGUAAGCCUUCAUCGUUUACCAUCUUCGAUACAGCAAGAUGAAUUGGAAUGUGUUGCUAACGGUACAUUAGCAAAUCUAAUCCGACAGUUGAGUUCACUCAGCCGACAUGCUGAACAUAUUUUUGGCGAAGUUUAUCACGAGGCCGUGAAAUUGGAUCACAAAACAAAUACUUUAUCGCAGAGGAUUGAAAGGUUAAUGCAUAAUGUGACACAACUGGACUACACACAAGAACAAGUGUCACUUGAAGAUUUGCAUUUGCGAAAACCAUUCAAAAGUAGCUGUAUAAUCGACCAGCAUACAUUAGAUCGUCAGACGUUACCUUCUGCUUUAGCAGAAUGUUAUGCUGCUUGUGAUCCACCUCCCAAUCUAGAUGCUUUAAAUCCUUAUAGAGACGACAAAAAAAAUGCACUUAGGUACUAUACAGAUCCUUCAUAUUUCUUCGAUUUGUGGAGGCAAGAGAUGUUAAAAGAUGUUGGCGAUGGACGCCGUGGACGUUCCAUUAGAUCACCAACAGAAAACAAAAGUCCUCGAAAGAAACGUAAUCGUCAACCUGUGACAAAUAAUAUUGGAAGAGAUUCCAUUCCAAGAUAUUCUAUCGCAUCACAACAGCGUCCUGCAGACAUCAUGCAUUUUCCAGCAGAAUAUCAAGCACCACAAAUAGUGCAUAUCGAUCAAGUCCGUGCACCGGCUGGAAUGAGCGUACCAGCUAGUAAUGGAUAUGCUACUGCGAUACCAAAUAAAGCUUCGGUUGCGCCUUUUUGUUCACCUGUCAAAGAGGAAUCGCCAGUUGUUUCAGCUGACAACCAAAUAGCUGCUCAGUUGGCCGAUAUUGACUUGCAAGACGAUUCUCUUUUGGAAGACGAUCUUCCUCCACCACCACCACCUCUCAUGCAUACUUCACUAGUUUGCCAGAUGCCCUCUCCACCUACAAUGCAGUACGUCGCUCCAUCUGGAAAUUCUAUUCCACCGCCGCCUCCUCCUCCGCCACCGCCAUCUUCUGUCACCUCUGCUGCAGCAGCUACCCAGUCGCUUGUUACUGUUGCAUCUUUUGCUAAUAAAGAAGAAGUGAAAAGCGAAACAUCCGCUACUCAAGUUUCUGAUACACAUUCAAAUUUACUCGCUGAAAUACAGUCUGGCAUAAAACUUAAGCAGGUACAGAGGAAGGAACAAGCAGCAGAGGAAAAAGCAGCUGUAGAAACGAAUGAUGUUGCGGCUAUAUUGCGACGUAGAAUGGAGCAUAUUCUGGGGCAUUCCGAUAGUAACAGUGAAUCUCCAACAGAUGAUGAUGAAGAAUGGGAUUAG
Messenger RNA from Cercopithifilaria johnstoni, 1338 nucleotides. The record is from the annotation of a GenBank genome assembly. Lineage: Eukaryota; Metazoa; Nematoda; Chromadorea; Rhabditida; Onchocercidae.